AUGGCUCUUAGGUACCUCUUCGGUCUCUCAACGACCACCCUUGUGGUGAUCGGAUUGUAUAUGCUCUUCCAGGGGGAAGGCGAAGCUUUCAACGUCGGCCGCUUCCUCGAAGAAGUAUCCCCUUUCGCCUGGGCUAAUAUCGGAAUUGGGCUGUGUAUUGGCUGCUCCACUGUCGGAGCCGCAUGGGGUAUCUUCCUGACCGGAUCUUCGAUCGUCGGUGGAGGUGUGCGCGCACCGCGGAUCCGAACUAAAAACCUCAUCUCGAUCAUCUUCUGUGAAGUUGUUGCUAUCUAUGGAGUGAUUAUCGCCAUCAUCUUCUCCUCCAAGCUCACUCCGGUCCCCGAUGCAGAGCUAUACACCAAGAGCAAUUACUAUACAGGAUACGCGCUGUUCUGGGGCGGAAUUACCGUGGGAUUCUGCAAUUUGAUUUGUGGUAUCUCCGUUGGUAUUAACGGAAGUGGCGCUGCGCUGGCUGAUGCCGCUGACCCCAGUCUGUUCGUCCGGAUUCUGGUGAUUGAGAUCUUCAGCUCCGUCCUGGGUCUAUUUGGUCUGAUUGUCGGGCUCUUGGUGGGCGGUAAGGCCCUCGAAAUGGGCUCUAAGUAA
Penicillium chermesinum is the source of this 603-nucleotide messenger RNA. RefSeq names its product H(+)-transporting V0 sector ATPase subunit c''. NCBI's taxonomy places the organism in Eukaryota, Fungi, Ascomycota, Eurotiomycetes, Eurotiales, Aspergillaceae. The record is from RefSeq and is a predicted model, not a curated record. Gene Ontology annotation, biological process: proton transmembrane transport. The transcript has 5 exons. Bases 1 to 603 code for a protein of 200 amino acids. Gene Ontology annotation, cellular component: proton-transporting V-type ATPase, V0 domain. Gene Ontology annotation, molecular function: proton-transporting ATPase activity, rotational mechanism.